GAGUUGCUGAUAAAAAAAGUCGUCGCACUUUGUUUACUUUCGUCGUUGCGUUCGGUUCGGUUGGUUCAGUUCAGUCAACGAAGGUUUGUCAGCGGUGAGCGCUUUUUGAAAACGGUUGUGCAGAAGUUGCCAUCGUCCGUUCAGCAUUUGUGCCGUAAGUUUCGUUCGUUUUGUAGUUCUUCGUGGGAGGUCAAAGAGGUCAACUAGCCGGCCCAAAAGUGCGUCUCCUCGUCGUCGUUUGUUAUUGUGUUUUUUGAAUCAUGCGUCUAAUCAUCCUGGACACGGCCGCGUACGUCGGCGAAUGGUCGGCCAAGUACGUCAUGAAGCGCAUCAACGACUUCAAGCCCGGCCCGGACAAGUACUUCACCCUCGGACUGCCAACCGGCUCGACCCCGCUCGGCCUGUACAAGAACCUCAUCAAGUUCCACAAGGAGGGCAAAAUCUCGUUCAAGUACGUCAAGACGUUCAACAUGGACGAGUACGUGGACCUGGCGCGGGAUCACCCGGAGAGCUACCACUACUUCAUGUGGCACAACUUCUUCAAGCACAUCGACAUCGACCCCCAGAACGUGCACAUCCUGGACGGUAACGCGCCGGACCUCGUCGCCGAGUGCGACGCGUUCGAGGAGAAAAUCAAAGCCGCCGGCGGAAUCGAGCUGUUCAUCGGCGGAAUCGGCCCGGACGGUCACAUCGCGUUCAACGAGCCCGGAUCGUCGCUGGUUUCGAGGACCCGGGUGAAAACGCUGGCGCAGGACACGCUCGAGGCGAACGCGCGGUUUUUCGGGAACGAUAUAAGUAAGGUCCCGAAGCAGGCCCUCACGGUGGGCGUAGGGACGGUGAUGGACGCGCGCGAGGUGAUGAUCCUGAUUACGGGGGCGCACAAGGCGUUCGCGCUGUACAAAGCGAUCGAGGAGGGCGUCAACCACAUGUGGACCGUCAGUGCCUUCCAGCAGCACCAGCACACUAUCAUGGUUUGCGACGAGGACGCGACGCUGGAGCUGCGCGUCAAGACGGUCAAGUAUUUCAAGGAUUGUUACGUGUUGGCAUCCGCCACCGGUGACCUAAAUGGGGCCAUAAGACCCAACUGAUGACCCACCCCUUCUUGGAAAGCAGCAGUUUGUGGUGAGAAAGGAUACGCGAAUCUGGUUGUCGUCGACGAGGGUGACCCUAUGCAAAUCCCCCCUCCCGAUUUUAGUCAUACACGAAAGAUACACGUACUAAUCAAGAUGUUUUCUACCUCGUUUGUGUGCUUCAGAGCCUGUACGAUGUCCACUCGAAGCUGAUUGAAGGUGCGUAACCAACCAACCAACCAGCCGCGGUUUUGAUUUAGUCACUCGAAUCCAAAGGGUAGAACUUUUAAGGUCCUUAUUUUUCUGUGUCAAUUUUCCUCAAAUAUAAGAAAGCAUGAUUUUUUUUUCUACA
Messenger RNA from Culex quinquefasciatus (southern house mosquito), 1422 nucleotides. RefSeq names its product glucosamine-6-phosphate isomerase (gene Oscillin). The transcript is spliced from 4 exons. NCBI's taxonomy places the organism in Eukaryota, Metazoa, Arthropoda, Insecta, Diptera, Culicidae. The coding region runs from base 261 to 1088 and encodes 275 amino acids. Gene Ontology annotation, molecular function: glucosamine-6-phosphate deaminase activity; identical protein binding. The record is from RefSeq and is a predicted model, not a curated record. Gene Ontology annotation, biological process: N-acetylneuraminate catabolic process; N-acetylglucosamine catabolic process; carbohydrate metabolic process. Gene Ontology annotation, cellular component: cytoplasm.